This is a messenger RNA of Gastrolobium bilobum, 2453 nucleotides long. Its product is annotated as mannosyl-oligosaccharide 1,2-alpha-mannosidase MNS1. Gene Ontology annotation, biological process: N-glycan processing; carbohydrate metabolic process. The coding region runs from base 289 to 2019 and encodes 576 amino acids. Gene Ontology annotation, cellular component: Golgi membrane; endoplasmic reticulum. NCBI's taxonomy places the organism in Eukaryota, Viridiplantae, Streptophyta, Magnoliopsida, Fabales, Fabaceae. The transcript is spliced from 14 exons. The record is from RefSeq and is a predicted model, not a curated record. Gene Ontology annotation, molecular function: calcium ion binding; mannosyl-oligosaccharide 1,2-alpha-mannosidase activity.
AACUUAGAAUCGGAUUGGUAUUAAUUUGUUAUCAUCAUUCAAUCCAUAGCAAUUUUAUUGCAUUAAUAGCCAAAAAAAAUUAAAAAAAUUAAAAAAAAUCUAUAAACCCUCAAACCUCUUGUGGUGUUCCUAUCCUACAACUACAACCACAUCGGACAAACAAAAAAGUAGAUUUCAAGGAUCUAUAUCUUUGUCAACAGAGAGAUCAACGUUGUUGGUGGGUGCAUUGGUUUCUACACCCAAGUCAAGUCCAAAGCUUAGAUCAUUCAUUGGUUACCAAGUUUGGGAAUGGCGAGAGGUAACAGAUCAUCAGUGACGAGCAGCAAAUGGAGGUACUGCAACCCCUCCUAUUACCUGAAGCGUCCAAAGCGUCUAGCUUUGCUCUUCAUCGUUUUUGUUUGCGUUUCUUUCCUUGUUUGGGACCGUCAAACUCUAGUCCGAGAGCACCAGGUCGAAAUUGCCGAUAUGCAGAAAGAAGUGUCUGAUUUGCAAAAUUUGUUGGAAGAAUUAAAAAAUGCGCAAGGUGGUACUGCUGGGAAGAUUAACUUGAAGGGAAAAACUUUCAAGUCCAGUGAAGAGGUCCCAGAUGAUCCUAUUGAUAUUCAGAGAAGGGAAAAAGUAAAAGAAGCAAUGCUUCAUGCUUGGGGAUCUUAUGAGAAGUAUGCUUGGGGCCAAGAUGAACUUCAGCCACAGUCAAAGAAUGGUGUCAAUAGCUUUGGAGGUCUUGGAGCAACUUUAAUAGAUUCUCUUGAUACACUAUACAUUAUGGGUCUCAAUGAACAGUUUCAGAAAGCACGAGAAUGGGUCGCAAACUCUCUGGAUUUUAACAAGGAUUAUGAAGCAAGCGUUUUUGAGACAACCAUAAGAGUAGUAGGUGGCCUUCUUAGUGCAUAUGAUCUUUCAGGGGACAAAGUUUUCCUCAACAAGGCUAUAGAAAUUGCAGACAAAUUGCUUCCUGCAUGGAAUACUCAGACAGGAAUUCCUUAUAACAUCAUCAACUUGUCACAUGGACGUGCACACAAUCCUAGUUGGACUGGGGGUGAGAGUAUUCUGGCAGAUUCUGGCACUGAACAACUAGAAUUUAUUGCUCUAUCUCAAAGGACUGGGGACCCCAAGUAUCAGCAGAAGGUGGAGAAUGUAAUAACCCAGCUUAAUAAAACAUUUCCUGAGGAUGGAUUGCUUCCUAUCUACAUUAAUCCUCAUAGUGGAACAACAGGAUACUCUCCUAUCACCUUUGGUGCCAUGGGUGACAGUUUUUAUGAAUACUUGCUCAAAGUUUGGAUACAGGGGAAUAAGACUUCAUCUGUAAGACAUUAUAGAGAUAUGUGGGAGAAAUCAAUGAAAGGUCUGUUAAGUUUGAUUAGGAAAUCAACACCGUCUUCUUUUACUUAUAUAUGUGAGAAGAACGGAGGAUCUCUCUUGGACAAAAUGGAUGAACUGGCGUGCUUUGCUCCAGGGAUGAUUGCUUUGGGAUCAUCUGAUUUUGGUCCUGAGGAUUCACAGAAGUUUCUGUAUCUUGCAGAAGAGCUUGCUUGGACAUGUUAUAACUUCUACCAAUCAACUCCAACAAAACUGGCUGGAGAGAACUAUUUCUUUCAUUCUGGACAGGACAUGAGUGUGGGUACAUCAUGGAACAUAAUGAGGCCAGAGACAGUUGAGUCACUCUUUUACCUUUGGCGUCUAACUGGCAACAAGACAUACCAAGAAUGGGGUUGGAAUAUUUUUCAAGCUUUUGAGAAGAACUCCCGCAUAGAGUCAGGCUAUGUUGGACUGAAGGAUGUUAAUAAUGGUGUCAAAGACAACAUGAUGCAAAGCUUCUUUCUUGCAGAGACUCUGAAGUAUCUCUAUCUUCUCUUUUCACCUCCUUCAGUCAUCCCAUUAGAUCAAUGGGUAUUUAACACAGAAGCCCACCCAUUGAGGAUUGUGACAAGGCAUGAAGGGGGACUUGUUAAGAACUUAAAUCAGAAGCAAAAACCUUUACCUAGAUUAGGUGGCAGGAAGGAAGGUCGGUCAGGUUAGAUGUCCAUUUUUCUCUCUCUACCAUUGCUGGUUGAAACCCCUUUUACCAUGAUUCAAGAAGAGCAGUUUGUUCUGUGUUAUGGAGCUUGCAAGAAGAUGUCAUCAUUCUCUCAUUGGGAAACAGUUUGAGGCAGGGAGGGGGGAGGGGUUCAUUCUGCUACAGAUGGUAUGCAAUGUUGAAAUAGGUCUAUAUUGAAAUUCUUACAAAAUGGGUUUAUUUAAGGUGACUUGACCUUUUGUUGAUGAAUGACCCUUUUGAAAUUUAUGGGGAAUAGGUUGUGGUCCUGUAAUUUUUUCUGGAACCAAAUUUACAGAGCAUUACUUGACCCAGUUUAUGUAUCUGAGGCAUAUAUCUGCCCAUUCAAUAGAAGACAGUUCCUGUAUUGUACUAUAGAGUGGUUCUCAGUUUUCAACCAUUAACCAUUUUUUUCUAA